UCAACCCGGCCCGGGCCCCCUCUUCAUCUCAAUGAAGUCGCAUAGAGUAUUCCUGGGGGCACCUCUGGCCAGGGAGAUCAACGAAGACAAAGAGGCGUAUCACUGGCAGACUGUAUCGUCGAUCGGCCCACGGAACAUAACCCUACUUCCCGAUACCAUUGAGGCCGCAAGCAGGAGAAUAUCGGCGUUGUAUGAAAACAUCAUAUUCCAAGAUGACGACGACGAGAGCCACUACCUGAGUGUAAUGGACGUCGCACAGAACCUGCAAAUGAGUCCUGUAGCUCAUCCAGAUGACGCAGCUGCCAAAACUUGGCCCCUUACCGUCCUCGAGACGACGGAGACGCAAAAUCUGUCAAAAGCAGCCUUGACAUUUCUGCGACCGACCGCCAGCAUAUCGCGAGUUCGCUCUAUGCUCGAGACGCAAGACACUCGUGCCUCUGGCUCGUUUGAGUACUCGGACGCAUCCUCCGUCGGGCGGUUUCCGGAGUUCCACUUCAGCAUCCACACUUUGACGACUCUGUCACAGUUGGCGGCACAUGCGCAAGCGAACAUUGGACGAGCCGGGACCACAGGACGAAAAGGAUCGCAAAAAGUCACUAUUUUGGCAGCAGUGCUUGAAGUCGAGGGUCCGGACACUAUCCGCAUAAAGAAGGGGGCGGAGGCUGGCAAGGAGGUGUCCCUGCUCAAGCUCAUCCUGGGCGACGAAGAAGGAUGCGUUUGUAAGCUCACUGCGUGGAGAGAGACAGCUGAAACCUGGGGCGGUGCAGACGCUGCUGCUGGCGUCAAACGCGGAGACAUCGUCCUGCUCGAAAAUGUCCUCGCGUCCUGGGGGGUCAGCGAGCCCACCACCGACAAGGUUUCUGGCAAUGCGGCCCCGGUGACACUCACCGCCUCCGCCAACGUCAAGUCUCGGUUGGAAAUAUGUUACCGCACCAUGCCCCUCAUGCAAGGCGACAAACAUUUCCGGCCGGACCUCAGGCUAGGAUUCAGCGACGCCUCCGUGCGCAAAGUCGCCGCCGUGGUGGAGUGGUUUGAAGACAUGGCCGGUCUCACGAGCCAGCCAUAGCAUCCCUGUGCUCCUCGCUUCAAGGCCACCGAGGCAAAGCACUGCUAAUGUACCGCACCCCCACCUUUCUCGCAGCUCGGAACUACUGCCCGCUGGGUUCGCGCAUACCGAUCGACACUGCACAUGCCUUCUUCAUGUCUCGUCUGAUCCACGUCGUCACAUCAGUGAUCGCCGAUUGCCUUUCGUGCCACCGCGAAGCUGGCGUGGACGCUUGUCGAGGUUGGGCUUCAAGUUUUGAUCCGGAAGGGUCGCUAGUCUGGGAUAUUGUCAGUAGACCGACAGCUUCGGGAGACGAUUAAUACGAGACAUGUACAGCUGUGACUUCCAGAGACUAGUAGUACAAUAUAUCAGAAACACACACUGCAACUAUCUGCACUUAACGACCGUUGAUCGUCUUCUGUCAUGUUUGAGCCCGA
Fomitopsis serialis is the source of this 1482-nucleotide messenger RNA. RefSeq lists its product as uncharacterized. The record is from RefSeq and is a predicted model, not a curated record. Lineage: Eukaryota; Fungi; Basidiomycota; Agaricomycetes; Polyporales; Fomitopsidaceae. Bases 32 to 1066 code for a protein of 344 amino acids. The transcript is spliced from 3 exons.